This is a messenger RNA of Brassicogethes aeneus, 7164 nucleotides long. Lineage: Eukaryota; Metazoa; Arthropoda; Insecta; Coleoptera; Nitidulidae. The record is from the annotation of a GenBank genome assembly.
AUGUCUUCCACAAACGAUAAAAAAGUCGAUCCAAAUGAAAACAUCGCUUUAAAAUUCGGGAGGUUUUUAUCCCACCCUGAACCUGGCGAAGAGGUUUGCAUCACUGGUAUGUCCGGGUCUUUCCCCGAUUGCGAAAACGUCGACGAGUUAAAGGAAAAAUUGUUCAAUAAAGUCGAUCUUAUUACCGAUGCUGGAUUGAGAUGGGCUACUACCAACGAAGAAAUCCCUAAAAGAACUGGGAAAAUGAAGGUUGUCGACAAGUUUGAUCCAGGAUUUUUUGGUAUUAGUGCUCAACAGGCAAAAUAUAUGUGUGUCAUGGUAAGAAUGUGCCUUGAAAAGGUCGUCGAAGCUAUUUGCGAUGCCGGUAUAAAUCCCAGAGAUUUAAAGGGUACCAGAACCGGAGUCUUUAUAGGAACUACGAAUUCAGAAACUGAAGAAUUGUGGUUUUUAGAACGUGUUGAGAGUGCAACAGCUCUUACUGGAGUAUUGCGUUCCAUGAUGACCACAAGGAUUAGUUAUUUCUUGAAGCUACAAGCACCUUCACUUGCUUUGGAUACAGCCUGUAGUAGUUCUAUGACGGCUAUGGACAAUGCGUUCAGAGCCAUAAGACAAGGCAAAUGUGAUGCCGCCAUAGUUUGUGGCGCUUGCGCAGAUUUGCAUCCCAAUCCCAACUUGCAGUUUGCUAGGUUGGGUGUACUAAGUAAAGAUGGCAGAUGCAAAGUCUUCGACAAAGACGCCGAUGGUUAUGCGCGUUCUGAAGCUAUAGCCUGUGUAUUUUUGCAAAGGUCCAAGGAUGCCAAGCGCAUUUACGCCACUGUUGUACACUCUAAAACUAACAGUGAUGGGUACAAGGAGCAUGGUAUUACUUUCCCAUCGAAGGAAGGACAGAAAACACUGUUGAAGGAGUUUUACAGUGAAUGCGAGGUUGAUUCCAAUGAUUUAAGUUAUUUUGAAGCUCACGGUACGGGUACGAAAGUUGGUGAUCCAGAGGAGUUGAGUGCUACUGAUGAGGUUUUCGCUGAAAGGCGUACUAAACCUUUGAUGAUUGGUUCUGUUAAGUCCAACAUGGGACAUACGGAACCCACAUCAGGUCUUUGUUCAGUUAUUAAGAGUAUCAUUGGGUUUGAGUCUGGAUAUAUUCCUCCAAAUAUUAACUUCAAAGAGCAUAGAGAUGACGUACCAGCCUUUAAAGAAGGCCGUUUUAAGGUUGUAACUGAAAAAACACCAUUUGAAGAUGAUAACGGACUCAUCGGUAUAAGCAACUUUGGUUUUGGUGGUGCAAACGGUCACGUCCUCAUCAAAUGGCACUCAAAGGUCAAAAAAGAUGUCUCCCUAAAACCGGAAGACCUCCCACGUCUUAUUUGCGUAAGCUCUCGUCUCACAGAAGGUGUUGAAACCUUCUUCAAUGACGCCAAAUUCAAUCAAGAUAAAGAAUAUAUCGCCCUCCUUCAUAAUCUCUUUGAAAGAGAAAUUAAAAAUCAUACACAUAGAGGUUAUUCUAUUUUUUCCAAUAAUGGCGAAUUUAUAAGGUCGACAAAGCAUGUUGGUAAUCCCAGACAGCUAUAUUUCAUAUUUGGAGGCUAUGAGAGUUCGUGGAGAAAUGUUGGGCAGGACUUUUUGGGGGUGGAGGUGUAUCGGAAUGCUAUUAACGAAAUCCAAAACAUUCUGCUCUCAUUUAAAAUAAACGUCCAUUAUUUGAUUCAAAACCCAAGCAAUGCAGUGUUUGAUAAUGUUUUGGGAUCUAUCUUGGUAAAACUGGCAUUAACUAAAGUCCUGAGUGCUCUGAACGUAAAAGCUAGUGGAUAUAUAGGUCAUUCUCUAGGUGAAAUAGUGGCUGCAUAUUAUGAUGAUUGUCUCACUUUGGAACAAGCUGUAUUGAUCGCUUUCACCAUCUCCAAAAACGUGGAAAAUAUUGAUCAAAGUGCUGUUUCUUACAUGGUUAAUUUGAAUCUGGAACAGUUAAACCAAAUUUUACCACAAAGGGUGUAUGUUGAAGCCAUUAACUCUAAGAAUAGUGUUAUUAUUUCUGGACACCCUGAGUCUGUAAAUAAUUUUGUUGGUAAAUUGGUUGCUCACAACAUUCAAGUGAAAGAUUUAGGAGCUAACAUUAUUGAUUUUCAUGGUGAUAACUUCUUGACACUAAAACCUCAUAUUAUUCAGGAUCUCUUCAAGAUACUUCCACAACCAAAAUCAUUCUCAAACAAUCAUCUUUUAAAGAGUAACACUAAGGCAUCCGCUGAAUUCUUUGUGAAUAGUUUAACUAGUACAACAUCUUUGAAAGACUUGGCUUGUAAUAUUGAAGUAAAGAGUGCUAUUUUCGAAAUUGGCCAAGGAUACCUUCAAAGCUCAGUGGAUGAAGCUACAGAAAACUAUACCCUCUCUGUUAAUAUUGAAAAUUUCAACCAGAGCUACUUUGUUGGUUUCCUAAAAGCCCUGGGAAGUUUGUAUGAAGUAGGUUCAAACUUUAGCAUAUCCAAAUUGUAUUCUCAAGUACAUUUUCCAGUAAGCAGAGGUACAAGUUCCAUUUCACCAGCAAUUCGUUGGAAUCAUUCCCAAGAAUGGGAAACAGCAAACUUUAAAAAUAUUGGACACAAAGAAAAUUCCCGUGCCAUCAUUUAUGAGGUUAUCUUUGGCAAAGAUUGUGUAUGGAAUUUUGCCCUUGGACACGUUAUCGAUGGUAGAAACUUAUUCCCAGCCACUGGUUAUCUAAACAUCAUAUGGGAAACAUUAAGAUGGUGUUUCGGCUACGAAUUAGCUCAAAAUUGCGUGAUUUUCACCAACUGCAAAUUCUUGCGAGCGGUUAACUGCGUAAAAGAAGGAUCAGUCGAAUUGACUGUCAUGAUUCAGAAAGGAACUGGUGAUUUCGAAAUUGCUGAAGGUGGCCAACCUGUGGUAACAGGAAACAUCCAGUUCCACAACAAAGUUAAAAACGAACAACUAACCUUACAAACGGUUUCAGUGGAUGACGAAAAAGUUCUUCCACUCAAAACUAAGGACAUUUAUAAGGAACUUCGUCUUAGAGGUUAUAACUAUAGCGGUCUUUUUAGAGGUUUAGAAGAGGUUAAUGGUGAAGUCAGCAAGGGUAAAAUCAAGUGGCAAAACAAUUGGGUUGCUUUUAUGGAUAACCUCCUACAGAUGAAGAUUUUGGAUUUCGAUUCUAGACUUUUGUACGUACCCACGCAGAUCAGAAGGUUGACCAUCAACCCACAGCAUCAUUUGGAUUUGAUUCAAGCUAAUGGAACCAUGGAGGAAAGUCAUUUGGAUGCUUAUGUGUGUCCACAUUCAGGAGUAAUAAGAUCAGGUGGUAUCCAAGUGGAGGGUCUCUCAGCUUCUGCUAUCCCUCGUCGUAAACCAUUAGGUGAGCCGGUUCUAGAAAAGUAUGAAUUUGUAUCCAAUGUAGCCAACCUAACAAUCGAAAACUCAACCAGAGUCAACAUGCAAAUCGUGUUGGAAAACAAAUUCGAAAUAAAAGUCAAAGUUGUGGAGCUAAUAGAUGAAAAUACAAUGGAAGAUAGUUUACCUUUAGGUCCUUUGAUUUUUGAUGUAUUAGGUGACCAGCCUGUUAUUCAAGCAGAGGUUACAGUACUGUCAAAAACACCUUUAGAAUUAAAAAAUGUUACUGUUGAAGACAAUAAGUUAAAAUCCCAAACCGAUUGCCUCGUAGUUGUACUCAGCAAUGCUCUAUCAAACCCAGAACGUCUGGAAACAGCCUUUAAAUCGCUCAAAGAAAACGGUUUUAUCAUCUCACGCGAAAAAGCUGACUGCACAUACGCAGACUUUAAUAAAAACAUGCAAAUACUUACCACACAUAACACCAAAACCGAAAAGUUAUACCUCUUAAGAAAAUCUGAGCAAUUUAAGAGAGUUACGCCAGUAAAUAUAGAGAAUGUUAAGGAGGACUUUAACUGGGUACAAACUUUACAACAAUCGGUCGGUAAAGAAGAAAGUGUUUUGGUCUAUGCACUAAAUGAACCACAAAGUGGUCUAUUAGGUAUGGUAAACUGCCUACGUAGAGAACCAGGUGGCAACACCAUCAGAUGCAUUCAAACCUUCGAAGAAACUCCCACUUUCGACCAAUACCAUCCCUUUUACUGUGAGCAACUGAAAAAAAAUUUGACUGUAAAUGUGUACAAAAAUGGUACAUGGGGAACAUAUAGGCAUUUAGCAUUGGAAGAAAAUCCUAAAGUAUUGACUGAACAUAGAUACGUUAAUAUUGCAACUAGAGGCGAUUUAUCUUCCCUUACAUGGUUCGAAGGUCAUCUAAGUGCUAAAUAUGUGAUGCCGUCAGAGAAAACAUUAGUUUUUACAUACUAUGCUGCCCUUAACUUCAGGGAUGUAAUGACAGCUACAGGGAAAAUCACACCUGAUGUUAUCACAAAAUACAGACCUGAGCAAGAAAAUGUUCAAGGUUUUGAAUUUUCUGGAAGAACAAAAUCUGGUAGACGGGUUAUUGGUCUUUUGACCAAUGGUGCUUUUUCGACGAUCAAUAUAGCAGAUAACUAUUUCUUAUUCGAUAUACCAAAUUAUUGGACCAUGGAAGAAGCAGCUACCGUACCAUGCGUGUAUUUGACUGUCAUUUAUGGCCUGUUUUAUAGGGCUGGUAUGAAGAAAGGAGACAAGAUUCUCAUCCACUCCGGUACUGGAGGUGUUGGUCAAGCUGCUAUACAGUUGGCAAUACAUUUUGGCUGUCAAGUUUUUACUACUGUGGGAACCCAAGAAAAACGAGACUUUAUCAAGAAACAAUUUUCUCAACUUACCGAUAACCGUAUCGGCAACUCAAGGGACACAUCAUUCGAGACCCUUAUCAUGCAGGAAACUAAAGGAGAAGGUGUAGACUUGGUGCUUAACUCCUUAGCUGAAGAAAAACUUCAAGCCUCAGUUCGUUGCCUAGGUUUCGGAGGAAAAUUUGUCGAAAUUGGAAAAUUCGAUUUGGCAAAUGACAACAGAUUAAAAUUAUUGGAUUUCACUAAAGAACAGAGCUUUCACGGUGUGAUGUUGGACUCACUUUUCACAGAGUCUCCUAGCACAAAGAAAAAAGUUUGUGUUUUAUUUGAUCAAUGCUUAAAAAAUGCAGCCAUUAAGCCACUAAAUAGAAUCGUAUUUAAAGAUGACGAGCUAGAGAAGGCCUUUAGGUAUAUGACAACAGGUAAACAUAUGGGUAAAGUACUGGUACAACUCAGGAAGGAAGAACCAGAAAAAGUUUUCAAACCUAUUGUGUCCUUACACAAGGCAGUUCCAAGGUAUUUCUGUGACCCCAACUUCUCCUACAUCAUCACUGGAGGAUUGGGAGGUUUUGGUCUGGAAUUAGCUGAUUGGUUGGUUCUUAGAGGUGCUAGAAAAAUUGUACUAACUUCCAGAACGGGGGUGAGAACUGGGUAUCAAUCUAUGAGAAUUAGGAUCUGGAAGAGUUAUGGAGCUUUGGUCAAUGUAAAUACUGAUGACAUCACAACCAAAGAGGGCUGUGAAAAACUUUUAAAAUCAGCAAAUGAAUUAGGACCUAUCAAAGCUAUAUUUAAUUUGGCUGUUGUAUUAAAGGAUUCUUUGUUUGAAAACCAAAGUGUGGAAUCGUUCAGGGAAUCGUACAAACCUAAGGCUUUAGCUUUAAAAUAUUUGGAUGAGUUGUCUAGAGAAUUAUGUCCAAAUUUAAAGGACUUUGUUAUCUUUUCUUCAGUUUCUUGUGGUCGUGGUAAUGCUGGUCAAACUAAUUAUGGCUAUUCCAACUCUGUAAUGGAACGAAUCUGCGAAAAGAGGAAAUCUGAAAGUUUACCUGCUCUUGCUAUUGAAUGGGGAGCUAUUGGAGAGGUUGGUUUAGUGGCUGACAUGCAGGAAGAAAACACCGAAAUAGAAAUUGGUGGUACAUUGCAACAAAGAAUAUCCAGUUGUCUACAAGUUAUGGACAAGCUGUUAAGAUGCCCCGAACCUAUUGUGUCUAGUAUGGUAGUAGCUGAAAAGAAGAGUGGGUCUGGUGGAGCCGACAAUAUCACAGACGCCGUAGCAUAUAUUCUAGGUAUCAAAGACAUGAAAGCCAUCAGCUACCAUUUAUCUUUGGCCGAGUUGGGUAUGGACUCUAUGACAGCCGUCGAAAUUAAACAAACCCUAGAAAGAGAGUUCGACGUGUUUCUAACCGCACAAGGCAUUCGUAGCUUGACAUUCUCACGUCUUCAAGAAAUACAGGACGGAAAAUCGACCCAAGCUGACUCACCAGUCACUUCAAAGGAAUUGAAAGAACAAGAUUUUAAUUUUAUCGACCAACUGUUCACUCUCAUGGGUGAAGAAGGUGCUGUGAAUAUACCUUUUAUUAAAUUAAACUCCAAACUCUCUGAAGAGCAUCCUGGCCCAAAAAUAUUGCUAUACCCUGGUAUUGAAGGUGUAGCCGAAAUCCUAAAUAACUUGACUCUUAACUUAAAUGCCCACUGUGCCGCUGUGCAAUAUUGUCCCCAAAAUCAUGGAAACACAAUCAAGGAACUAGCUGAAAGUACAUUACCCCACGUGGAGAAUUAUUUCAAUAAAUCAGAACCAUUCAUCAUCAUAGCUCACUCCUUUGGAGCCAUGGUUGCCUUAGAAACAGUCAAAAUUCUGGAGGAAAAAGGCUACAAUGGUUCAGUGUUCUGCAUUGAUGGCUCCCCUGCUUAUCUGAAGACUCUAAGUUUCUUACUGCAAGCCGAUAACAAGACUAGUUGGCAGAAACAGUUGAUGUUGCACUUUUUACACCAAAUUACUACCAAGAAUGUUGUAGAGAAACACAAGGAAAAGAUAAUUGCGGCUGAAACCAUCGAAGACAUGAUUAAAGCUUCAGAAAAGGUGGUAAAUAUACAAAAAGUCCACUCAAUCGCUCACAUAAAAUCCAUGCUUGAUGGCUCAUUUAAGAGAGUCCACGCUAUGAACGUAUACGAAUUAAAACCAAUGAGUCUCAAGUCCAAGGUGACACUAAUAAAACCAACCAUACAAAGUGUUGUCGGGCUUAAGGAAGACUACGGGUUUUCCGAAUUUUUGGGCAAAGAAAUCGAAGUUAAUGUUUUUAAAUCCGACCAUUUAAGUAUUUUGUCGAAUAGCGAUGUUGCCAAUUUUAUUAACAACCACGUAACCGCUGAUGCCACGUUUAUUAAAGAAUCCCUAUUCAACGCCAGCGAAAUUACUAACGUUAGAUCCGAGGCAAUCAUUUAA